AGCGUGUCCUAUAUCUGUACCAAGCACAGCCACGCCAUGGAAUCCGUGAUUGGCCUCCAUUUUUCCACCCUCCCCAGUCCUUCCGUUCGGAUGCCUUCUGGCUUCCAUGCUGCAAGAGCUACCAAACCCCAUUUAAGGCUAAGCCAUUCUUCUCUUUCACUCCCUAAGGAUCCCAGAUCCCUCUCACUUGGCCACAACUCUUCUCUUUCACUCCCUCAGAGUUCUGGGGGCCGCCCACUUGACCACAUUAUUGGUCCUAUAUCUUGCAUGGUAGAUGGUUCACUGCCUCCUAUUCAUAACAGAGAUCACAGAGGAGCAGCAAAUGUGCCUUGGGCCUCUCGUUUUCUUAGGAACGUCGGUUGGGGCAAUAGGUCAAACCACAAAGCCAAAGCAGGGUCGGAUGGUGGGAGCCUUCAAUCGGACAAUGCUAAACAGCUUUUCGACAUGGUAAAACGGGUGCUGCUGUCUCAGCCUAUUAAUUUAGCCGAACUCCACAAUCAAAUUAUUGACACAGUAAACGAGCUCAACUCUUCUCAGAAGUAUAAUUUAGCUCUGGAACUACUGAAGGCAUAUGAACCAUGUGUCUCAGAUGAACAGUCGCUUUCCUAUUUCAGAUUACAUAUGAUAAAAACUCUCUGCUAUCAAGAAAAAUACCAAGAAGCCUCCAACUAUUGGAUACAACUUUAUGAUAUGGAGAACUAUCGACAAAUCCUGCAUCAAUUGUCUUCCAAGAUGAAGCCAUUUAUAUUGUACGAGUUGAGUCGAGAUAAGAAUGCAAUUGACAAAUUCGUUGAGUUUGACAAGAAGGGAGAUCAAUCGAUGCCACCCAACGAGCCUGACCUCAUGAAUUGAGAGACUUGAAGAAAAUGAAAAUAUAGUUUUAGUGCUCUUUACUUCUAUUAAUUAAUAAGAUAUGAGAUAACUAUAUUCUUUUGUAUUUGGGUUUUGGUGUUUCAACUUUUUGCGUCUUAUAAUUUUCAUCAAAGUAUCCAAGACCUUCAUGGUUGUCCUGAAAUUUUCAUUUGAGCAUAUAUCUUUAAGAUUUUUGUUCAAAAAUUGUAGUUUUAACUGCGCUUUCUCUAUUUCUUUUAGAUCAUUUUAUCCUUUUAUUUUUUA
This is a messenger RNA of Vitis vinifera (wine grape), 1116 nucleotides long. RefSeq lists its product as uncharacterized. The coding region runs from base 37 to 852 and encodes 271 amino acids. NCBI's taxonomy places the organism in Eukaryota, Viridiplantae, Streptophyta, Magnoliopsida, Vitales, Vitaceae. The record is from RefSeq and is a predicted model, not a curated record. The transcript is spliced from 5 exons.